AUGCUGUUUGGUGCACGGCAAAGAAUAAGCUCCACAGCUGGCAAUUUCCAAAUUCAUGCAAGUGAUGGAACAAAGCUUGAAAGUGGUGAUUGUUUGAAAUAUCUGGGUUUGAGGGUAGAUUCUGAAUUAUCUUUUGGAAAGCAUAUUGGUUAUAUUAGAAAAACAAUUAACUAUGAGCUUGGAUUACUAUACAGAUCUAAUAUUUUUUUUAACUUUAUCCAUUAGAAAGACUGGACCCAACUUUUCCUUCCUAUUCUAGACUAUGGUGACAUCAUCUAUCAAAACCUUACUUUGCGAAUGAGAUAUUUAUAA
This is a messenger RNA of Coregonus sp. 'balchen', 312 nucleotides long. NCBI's taxonomy places the organism in Eukaryota, Metazoa, Chordata, Actinopteri, Salmoniformes, Salmonidae. The record is from the annotation of a GenBank genome assembly.